AUGCAGGUGUAUCGUGGGUUGGAGGCCAUAACAAAUAAGCAUCCCAUUGCGGAACGACGAGGAAUCCCCCAUCAUGUUAUGGAUCAUGUAGACUGGAAAGAAGAAUACUACAUUCAUCGGUUUACCAAAGAAGCGAAUACAGCCAUAGAUGAUAUUCAUUCCCGAGGAAAGGUUCCCAUAAUAAUUGGAGGUACUCACUACUACUUGCAGAGCUUGCUUUUUGAUAACAAGACCAUCACAGCAGAAAAAUCUGAUCUCACCGAAGAACAGUCACAGAUUCUUGAUGGCCCAGUGGAGACACUUUUCAGUACCUUACAGCAAUUGGACCCGGUAAUUGCUGGCAAGUUCCAUCCACAAGAUGGGCGUAAGCUUAGGAGGGCUCUCGAGAUCAUAUAUACCACGGGACAGAAUCCAUCUGAAAUUUAUAGAGACCAAAAGUUGGAAGAAUUAGAGGAUUCGUCUCUUCGAUUCAAUACCCUUUUAUUUUGGGUUUAUAGUGAUCCUGAGGUGCUCAAACCACGUCUAGACAAACGAGUCGAUAAUAUGAUGCAGGGGAGUGCAAUUGAUGAAAUAAAGAGCUUGUACGAGGUUUAUAAUGAAAUGGAACCUCGCCCUGACUGCACGUCUGGCGUGUGGCAAGUUAUUGGAUUCAAGGAAUUCUUACCGUGGUUAUCCGAUGGCCAGCAUUCUCUGUUUUUGGAUGGAGUAGAGAGAAUGCAGAUACGAACUCGACAGUAUGCCAAAUAUCAAAGUAAAGUGGAUCCGAAAGCUUUUGGGUGUGGAACUUCAAAAAGAAGCUCGGUUUGGAUACAAAUACGGAGGUAA
Messenger RNA from Meyerozyma guilliermondii ATCC 6260, 825 nucleotides. Its product is annotated as tRNA dimethylallyltransferase. Gene Ontology annotation, cellular component: mitochondrion. Gene Ontology annotation, biological process: tRNA modification. Bases 1 to 825 code for a protein of 274 amino acids. The transcript has a single exon. Lineage: Eukaryota; Fungi; Ascomycota; Pichiomycetes; Serinales; Debaryomycetaceae. The record is from RefSeq and is a predicted model, not a curated record. Gene Ontology annotation, molecular function: tRNA dimethylallyltransferase activity.